This is a messenger RNA of Penicillium coprophilum, 1482 nucleotides long. RefSeq names its product Zn(II)2Cys6 transcription factor domain-containing protein. Bases 1 to 1482 code for a protein of 493 amino acids. Gene Ontology annotation, biological process: regulation of DNA-templated transcription. Gene Ontology annotation, molecular function: DNA-binding transcription factor activity, RNA polymerase II-specific; zinc ion binding. The record is from RefSeq and is a predicted model, not a curated record. The transcript has 6 exons. Lineage: Eukaryota; Fungi; Ascomycota; Eurotiomycetes; Eurotiales; Aspergillaceae.
AUGACAAAUCUCGAGCAGAAAUCGCAGGUGGUUACUCGUCGGAGGAAGUGGGCCCCCAAGCUUAAGUCUGGGUGUAUGACCUGCAAAAUUCGGAGAGUGAAAUGUGAUGAAGAAAAACCUCAGUGUCGGCGAUGUGUCUCGACAGGUCGGAAAUGUGACGGAUAUGCUCACCUACCUUUUGCGGAAGAGGGACUUAGAUCAUCUCGCAACAAUUAUUCGUCUCGGCAACGACUCGUUCAGCGCGAUGUCAUCGAUCCUGGAAGUUCAUUUCCUUUAUCUGGGAGUCAUACUUCGGACGAAGUAACAAUCCGACAUAUGCAUCAUUCGGAAAAAACUGACGGAUUUCCACUACAUUCAUGCCAAAAUUUCCCCCUGACAUACUCACUGGCCGAAUCAUGGAAUACUCACUUCAUACCAUUCGUCAUAGAUAACUUCAGACUCUCAUUUCAAAUGGCGAAAAGCAUCUACAGUACUUUUCACGAUGUCCUUUCCAAAGCGGAAGAGAAGUCUGCUCUAUAUCAGGCCUGCAAUGCUGUUGCACGUGCGUAUAUGGCCAACAUUUCCCGGACUUCCAAAGCAAGAUCGGAUCGAGCCAAAGCAUACGGAUUUGCGCUUAUGGCCAUCCGUUCGGCUAUCCAGGAUCCAUAUCAAUGCAAGAGCGACAAUACAUUAUUGGCCAUAUGGCUGUUAGGACUAUAUGAGCUCCUCUUAGGCUCACAGAACGGCACUGACCUAGUCGCAACUCCUGGAUGGCACAUCCACAACCAGGUUUUGUCAGAGUUGAUUCGACUGCGUGGCCCGGAGCAAUUUACGACCCGAAAAGGGCGGAAUCUUUUCAUCAUAAUCUUUAGCAACGUUCAAACCCAAGCACUCAUGUCUGGCAAAGGAUGUAAAGAGGCAUCGACAUGGUUUCUUCUGUUCCAUAAAUAUUGCGAACCAUCAGAAUAUGCAAUGCUCCGGGCAUGUAUUUUCUCACACCAUUGUGCUCGCAUCUGCAGCCGUGUUCGCGCACUGGUUGAUACAGCUGAUCUCAACGAGGUGCUCUCCAAUUCUCCGUCCAUCCUCCAAGAUAUGGAAGAAGUAGAGCAAGCAACCCAACCUUUAUCCCACGAGAAGGCGGUGGUAGGCUAUGUGGUGGAUCCCCCAAUGACGCCGUACGCUGGGCCGAAGCACGUAUACCCGUGUUAUGUCGGUGUCAACGUCCUCCAGGGCAACUUCCGCAUGCGUCUAUCAUACGCAGUCUUGGAAUUCUUGGGCUAUGCGUGGGGCUCUGAUGAGCUUCUUGAUCAGAGCAAAGGCGUAGCGGAUGAACUGGGUGCAGACACAGUACAAGCUCUGAUCGAAAAACCGCGCGAGCCAUCCACCCCAGCUGUGAGGGCUUAUCUUGACUUUCAACGGCCAAUGAAUGGAAAAUCCACUUUACUUUUCAAACAUGAGGACUGUGGGAUAUCCAUUCUCCGAUUCGGGUUCGGAGAGACAUGA